CCCGCACAUGUCAAAAAGGUCAUGCAAUUGCCAACCUCGUAAUAACAAAUAGUCUACUCCGUACUAAGUGUUCCUUUCUCCUGCCACUCUCAUCACAAGGGAUUAUACCACAUUGCAAUCAAUUAUUUCUUCCACAUCCCCUCCAGCUCCCGAAGUAAACCACGUCCAGGCCAUGGACCCGAAUACGUCAUACCCUUUCGAAACCAACGAUCCGCUCUUCUAUCUCUGUUGGCGCAGACAGUCAUGCGGAUGGUGUCUGCAAGGCGAUGCCCCUUGUAGCUGGUGCUCAGUGACCUCAACCUGUGUCCCCAAUCCCUCUCGCUUCCCCAUCUUGGCGCCUAUAAGCUCCUCCAAGAUCUGUCCCCUGGGAUCUAAAGAGCGAUGGGAACUCCGGGCCGUGCCGUUCGGAUGCAAUAUCAGUACGUUUACAUUCUUGACGGCCGUGACUUCCAUCCUGGGGACUCUCGUUACGAUCGCACUGGGGAUUUUCUCAUUAUGGACUGUAAAAAGACUACAGCACUCUUGGGGACAGGGUAAACUGGGAGGUGAGUAUACGAGUUGGAGCGCUUGUUUAGGACACGGGGAUGUUCGGCGCCGUGCGGUGGGGGAUGUAGAAGGGAACCGAAAUGGGAAUUCUGAGAGGACGCCGCUGUUGGAUGGUGAUUGAUUAAUAGGAUCUGUGUGUGUGGGGAGUGUCGCGCUAAUCGCGGAUUACGAUUUGAGCUACGGAAAUUGUCUCUGGAACAUAUUUGAUGUUUCGUGUUUU
Messenger RNA from Aspergillus alliaceus, 766 nucleotides. RefSeq lists its product as uncharacterized. NCBI's taxonomy places the organism in Eukaryota, Fungi, Ascomycota, Eurotiomycetes, Eurotiales, Aspergillaceae. The transcript has 2 exons. The record is from RefSeq and is a predicted model, not a curated record. The coding region runs from base 173 to 667 and encodes 164 amino acids.